Petromyzon marinus (sea lamprey) is the source of this 2355-nucleotide messenger RNA. The record is from RefSeq and is a predicted model, not a curated record. NCBI's taxonomy places the organism in Eukaryota, Metazoa, Chordata, Hyperoartia, Petromyzontiformes, Petromyzontidae.
AUGGCUGUCGCCUGGUGGCUCUCCGCUCUGGCCCGGUGCUCGCGAGGCCUCGGCCGUGCCCUGCGGCGGGCGCUGAGCGGCGGCGGAGUCCGACGUUUCGGCGGGCCAACCUGGACGAGGCGGGGCGUGUCGGCGGAGGAAGACGGGGAGGAGGCAGAGGCGCUGCUCCGUUCAACGGUGGAGGUGGAGGAGAGACUCACAGAGCCCCGGUCUCUACUGAGCAAAGUUCAGGUGACACAGAGACUCACAGAGCCCCGGUCUCUGCUGAACGAGGUUCAGGUUUCACAGAGACUCGCAGAGCCCCGGUCUCUACUGAGGAACGUUCAGGUGACACAGAGACUCACAGAGCCCCAGUCUCUACUGAGCGAGGUUCAGGUGACACAGAGACUCACAGAGCCCCGGUCUCUACUGAGCAAAGUUCAGGUGACACAGAGACUCACAGAGCCCCGAUCUCUACUGAGCAAAGUCCAGGUGACAGAGAGACUCACAGAGCCCCGAUCUCUAUUGAGGAACGUUCAGGUGCCACAGAGACUCACAGAGCCCCGAUCUCUACUGAACGAGGUUCAGGUGACACAGAGACUCACAGAGCCCCGGUCUCUACUGAACGAGGUUCAGGCGACACAGAGACUCACAGAGCCCCGAUCUCUACUGAGCAAAGUUCAGGGGACACAGAGACUCACAGAGCCCCGAUCUCUACUGAGGAACGUUCAGGUCUCACAGAGACUAACAGAGCCCCGAUCUCUACUGAGCAAAGUUCAGCUGACACAGAGACUCACAGAACCCCGAUCUCUACUGAGCAAAGUUCAGGUGACACAGAGACUCACAGAGCCCCGGUCUCUACUGAGGAACGUUCAGGUGACACAGAGACUCACAGAGCCCCGAUCUCUACUGAACGAGGUUCAGGUCUCACAGAGACUCACAGAGCCCCGGUCUCUACUGAGGAACGUUCAGGUGACACAGAGACUCCCAGAGCCCCGAUCUCUACUGAGGAACGUUCAGGUAUCGCAGAGACUCACAGAGCCCCAGUCUCUACUGAGGAAUGUUCAGGUGACACAGAGACUCACAGAGCCCCGAUCUCUACUGAACGAGGUUCAGGUGACACAGAGACUCACAGAACCCCGAUCUCUACUGAGGAAUGUUCAGGUGACACAGAGACUCACAGAGCCCCGAUCUCUACUGAGCAAAGUUCAGGUGACACAGAGACUCACAGAGCCCCGAUCUCUACUGAGGAACGUUCAGGUGACACAGAGACUCACAGAGCCCCGGUCUCUACUGAGGAACGUUCAGGUGACACAGAGACUCAUAGAGCCUCGGUCUCUACUGAACGGGGUUCAGGUGACACAGAGACUCACAGAGCCCCGGUCUCUACUGAGGAACGUUCAGGUGACACAGAGACUCACAGAGCCCCGGUCUCUACUGAGCGAGGUUCAGGUGACACAGAGACUCACAGAGCCCCGAUCUCUACUGAGCAAAGUUCAGGUGACACAGAGACUCAUAGAGCCCCGGUCUCUACUGAGCAAAGUUCAGGUGACACAGAGACUCACAGAGCCCCGGUCUCUACUGAGCAAAGUUCAGGUGACACAGAGACUCACAGAGCCCCGAUCUCUACCGAGCAAAGUUCAGGUGACACAGAGACUCACAGAGCCCCGAUCUCUACUGAGCAAAGUUCAGGUGACACAGAGACUCACAGAGCCCCGGUCUCUACUGAACGAGGUUCAGGUGACACAGAGACUCACAGAGCCCCGGUCUCUACUGAACGAGGUUCAGGUCUCACAGAGAAUCACAGAGCCCCGAUCUCUACUGAGGAACGUUCAGGUGACACAGAGAAUCACAGAACCCCGGUCUCUACUGAGCAAAGUUCAGGUGACACAGAGACUAACAGAGCUCCAAUCUCUACUGAGCGAGGUUCAGGUGACACAGAGACUCCCAGAUCCACGAUCUCUCCAGAACAACGUUCCCACCACACAGAGACUCACAGACCCACGAUCUCUCCAGAGCAACUUUCACACCACGCAGAAACUCACAGAUCCACGAUCUCUCCAGAACAACGUUCACACCACACAGAGACUCCCAGAUCCACGAUCUCUCCAGAACAACGUUCACACCACACAGAGACUCACAGACCCACGAUCUCUCCAGAACAACGGUUACACCACACAGAUACUCACAGACCCACGAUCUCUCCAGAACAACUUUCACACCACACAGAGACUCCCAGAGCCUCAAUCUCUCCAGAACAACUUUCACACCACACAGAUACUCACAGACCCACGAUCUCUCCAGAACAACGUUCACACCACACAGACACUCCCAGACCCACGAUCUCUCCAGAACAACAUACUCCCAGACCCAUGA